This is a messenger RNA of Ilex paraguariensis (yerba mate), 327 nucleotides long. NCBI's taxonomy places the organism in Eukaryota, Viridiplantae, Streptophyta, Magnoliopsida, Aquifoliales, Aquifoliaceae. The record is from the annotation of a GenBank genome assembly.
AUGGCUCAUUUGGGAAAGGCAUCUCUUGACACGUUUGAGCACUUCAAAUGGGUUGCGAUGUGGAUUUUUACUAUCCUUGGUGUUGGGGUACUGUUGUCCCUCCUGUCUCGCACCAAGAGAACAGGCCUUGAGACCCCACCUGCUAAGGGCAGUAGCUCUAACAAGAAGACCAGAGAAGGCCCUAGUGGCCAAGAUAGGGAAGAGAGGAGGACUAAGCCAAAGCACGAUGCACGUAGACAAAGAAUAGUUGAAAAAAAUGUCAUGUGCGAGAGGUAUGUAGAUAAAAUCUCUCUCACGCCAAAUGAUGAUGUUGUGAAGGUGAUUAAG